AUGUCCCGCGUGGGGGUAGCGGGGUGGAGUCUGCAGUGGAUACUCAGGAGGCCCCAGCCAAGAGCGGAGAGGCUCCUCCUGCAUGAGCCUGGGGCCCCUGGGUCCAGUCGGGGGGGCUUUCCCAGAGCGCCCGCAUGUCACGGGCACCCCACGGCCAGAACCACCUCGCCCACUGACCGUACCACGCGGCCACCCCUGGGGCUCCAGCUUCCUCUUCCCGUGUCGCUAGUUUUGCUCACAGACCCGCAGUCAACAGGGCGGGAGAAGACAGUCCUUGAGCUCAUACAGACGCAGCCCGGCCUCAUCCGUCCUGACCAACGGCCAGUCAGCUCCCAGGAUGUGGACCUUUGA
Molecule: messenger RNA, 351 nt
Organism: Rangifer tarandus platyrhynchus (Svalbard reindeer)
Lineage: Eukaryota; Metazoa; Chordata; Mammalia; Artiodactyla; Cervidae
Source: the annotation of a GenBank genome assembly